Messenger RNA from Sipha flava (yellow sugarcane aphid), 2915 nucleotides. RefSeq names its product V-type proton ATPase 116 kDa subunit a (gene Vha100-1). Gene Ontology annotation, biological process: proton transmembrane transport; vacuolar acidification. NCBI's taxonomy places the organism in Eukaryota, Metazoa, Arthropoda, Insecta, Hemiptera, Aphididae. The record is from RefSeq and is a predicted model, not a curated record. Gene Ontology annotation, cellular component: vacuolar proton-transporting V-type ATPase complex; plasma membrane; vacuolar proton-transporting V-type ATPase, V0 domain. The coding region runs from base 189 to 2822 and encodes 877 amino acids. Gene Ontology annotation, molecular function: ATPase binding; proton-transporting ATPase activity, rotational mechanism. The transcript has 18 exons.
UUCGUUUCGUCCAUCACCGAGAAUCGCCCAUUCGCCACACCCAUAGAUUACUCUGCUCAUCUCUCUCGGCCCAAUCGAUUCGCGGCGAGAUUCGUACCCACCGUUGUUUGUCGUUUUCCGUUCAACACGAUAUUCGACGGUCGCCGGGCUUUGGAUAAUCGAAACGGGCGGAAAACUCUCCGAUCGCCAUGGGAUCGCUGUUCCGCAGCGAAGAGAUGGCCCUGUGCCAGUUAUUUUUGCAGAGCGAAGCUGCGUACGCCUGCGUAUCCGAACUCGGAGAGUUGGGUCUAGUUCAAUUCAGAGACUUGAAUCCGGAUGUCAAUGCUUUCCAACGCAAGUUUGUCAGUGAGGUACGUCGAUGCGAUGAAAUGGAACGGAAAUUGCGCUACUUGGAAAAAGAGAUUAAAAAAGAUGGAAUACCUAUGUUGGACACUGGUGAAAAUCCAGAAGCUCCUCAGCCUCGUGAAAUGAUUGACCUUGAAGCGACAUUUGAAAAAUUAGAAAACGAAUUGAGAGAGGUCAAUCAUAAUGCUGAGGCCUUGAAACGUAAUUUUCUUGAGUUAACUGAAUUAAAACAUAUUUUAAGAAAAACUCAAGUGUUCUUUGAUGAGACUGAACAGCAAAUGGGUACCGCGGUUGCUUCGCAGAUGGCUGACCCGAAUCGGGAGGACGAGCAAGUGACACUGCUAGGAGAGGAAGGACUUCGUGCCGGUGGUCAAGCCCUCAAACUAGGGUAUUCUACUCGGUUGUUAAUCUGGGGUUCAAAAAUCUUGAAAAGAUCAGAAUCAAAAUUUGAACCAGAAAAGGUUGGGAACUUCUAUUUUAGAUUUGUUGCUGGAGUCAUUCUGCGCGAGAGAAUCCCUGCAUUUGAGCGAAUGUUAUGGCGUGCCUGUCGUGGAAAUGUAUUUUUAAGGCAAGCAGAAAUAGAAACUCCAUUAGAAGAUCCAUCAACCGGAGAUCAAGUUCAUAAAUCAGUUUUUAUAAUAUUCUUCCAAGGAGAUCAAUUGAAGUCUCGAGUGCGUAAAAUAUGUGAAGGAUUCCGCGCUACAUUAUACCCAUGUCCUGAAGCUCCAUCUCAACGUCGUGAAAUGGCUAUGGGAGUUAUGACUCGAAUUGAAGAUUUAAAUACUGUAUUGGGACAAACACAAGACCAUCGUCAUCGCGUACUUGUUGCUGCUGCAAAAAAUAUAAAAAAUUGGUUCAUUAAAGUUGUUAAAAUUAAGGCAAUUUAUCAUACAUUAAAUUUAUUUAAUUUGGAUGUUACACAAAAAUGUUUAAUUGCUGAAUGUUGGGUACCUUUGCUUGAUAUUGAAACUAUACAGUUGGCAUUACGUAGAGGAACAGAACGUAGUGGUAGUUCUGUACCUCCCAUAUUAAACCGGAUGGACACAUUUGAGGAUCCACCAACUUACAACAGAACAAAUAAAUUUACAAGUGCUUUCCAAAAUUUAGUAGAUGCUUAUGGAAUUGCCAGUUACAGAGAAAUAAAUCCAACUCCCUAUACCAUCAUCAGUUUUCCAUUUCUAUUCGCUGUGAUGUUUGGCGAUCUUGGUCACGGAGGUUUAAUGUUUUUGUUUGCUGCUUUCUUAGUAUUACGUGAAAAGCAAUUAGCUGCCAAGAAAUCUGAUAAUGAAGUAUGGAAUAUAUUCUUUGCUGGUCGAUAUAUUAUACUACUCAUGGGUCUAUUUUCCAUGUAUACUGGUCUAAUAUACAAUGAUAUAUUUUCAAAAUCCCUUAAUUUAUUUGGAUCACAUUGGCAUACAAAUUAUAAUGAAUCAACAGUAAUGCAUAAUAAAGAUUUACAGAUAAAUCCUUCAUUGUCAGCUGAUUAUGAUCAAGUUCCAUAUCCAGUGGGACUUGACCCUAUUUGGCAGUUGGCUUUAAACAAAAUUGUUUUCUUAAAUGCUUAUAAAAUGAAAAUUUCCAUUAUAUUUGGCGUAUUGCACAUGUUAAGUGGUGUAAGUCUAAGUUUGUACAAUUAUAGGUACUUUAAAGAUCGGAUAUCCAUCUUCUGUGAUUUUAUUCCUCAAGUAAUAUUCUUGACAUUCCUUUUCUUUUAUAUGGUUUUAUUGAUGUUUAUUAAAUGGAUAUCGUACGGACCUCAAAAUGAUUUUCCUGAUAGCCCCGCGUGUGCUCCGUCCAUUUUAAUUACAUUUAUUAAUAUGGUGUUAUUCAAAAAUGCUGAAGCUCUUCCUAAUUGCAAUACUGUUUAUAUGUUUGCAGGACAGGGUGUUUUACAAAAGUUUCUGGUAUUAGUAGCACUCUUGUGUGUACCAAUUAUGUUACUUGCUAAACCCAUAUAUAUUAUGCGUCAACAAAAAGAAAAGCAUGUCCAGUUAGUUAAUGGUCAUGCAACAACUGAAAAUGGUGAUGCUGAAGGAGCGGGUCGAGUUGUUCAGCAACCACCACCAGCUGGGGGACACGAUGAAAAUGAAAUUGGUGAACUCUUUAUUCAUCAAGGUAUUCAUACAAUUGAGUAUGUACUUGGUUCCGUGAGUCACACAGCAUCAUAUCUUCGUUUAUGGGCUCUUUCAUUAGCUCAUGCUCAAUUAUCUGAAGUAUUAUGGAGUAUGGUUAUGACAAAAGGCCUCAUUCUAGAAUCAUGGAUAGGCGGAGUUUGGUUAUGGUUCGUCUUUGGUUUUUGGGCAAUCCUUACAGUGGGAAUUCUUGUACUUAUGGAAGGUCUUUCUGCGUUCUUGCACACUCUUCGUUUGCACUGGGUUGAGUUCCAGAGCAAAUUUUACAAAGGACUUGGUUAUGCAUUUUCACCAUUUUCUUUUGAAGUUAUUUUAAAUACAGCUUCAACUGCAGUCGAAGAAUAAUUUAACACAUUCAGUUAAUGAAUGUAGUAAUAUUUUAGAACUUUAGUUGUAUUCAUUAAUACUAUUAAGAAUAAACUUUAUAUCAUAAAUUAA